Messenger RNA from Schistocerca serialis cubense, 1680 nucleotides. RefSeq names its product ribonuclease P/MRP protein subunit POP5 (gene Pop5). Gene Ontology annotation, biological process: tRNA 5'-leader removal. The record is from RefSeq and is a predicted model, not a curated record. Gene Ontology annotation, cellular component: ribonuclease P complex. The transcript is spliced from 3 exons. Gene Ontology annotation, molecular function: ribonuclease P RNA binding. NCBI's taxonomy places the organism in Eukaryota, Metazoa, Arthropoda, Insecta, Orthoptera, Acrididae. The coding region runs from base 110 to 562 and encodes 150 amino acids.
AUAUCCUGUUUGUAUCAGGCAUACUUCAGUACAUUGACAAGCCUUGGUGAAAAGAAUUUAUUUUGGACUAGUGACUGCAGCUUCCAACAUUGAAAGCCAUUUACAUCUCAUGACAGCACCUGUACCAUUGAGCCGUUUGGUAUUACCAGAGGAACAAGUUCCUUGUCCUCAGGAAAGGAAACAUUUUUCAAACAUCUUUUCUUCAGACAUUUGUUUACCAGAUUUAGAUUUUUUCACAAGGACAUUUGGGACUUCAAGAAAAGAUUCUUGGUCCAAAUCCACCAUUAGUUUCUUUCAAAACUAUGAAAAGGUGGGUGGUCACUGUGGGAAAAGAAAACAAUGUCGACCAUCUAGCAGAGCACAAAAAUCUUGUUCAUCUGUUGAUCACAAAGGACUUGACAGCACAAGUGCAGAUAAGCGCUAUCAGCAACGACAACUCAUUAAGAUUUGGUCUGUGCUGAAAACAGAUGAGGAAAGGCAUGCAAUGGAAACUGCAGUCAUGGAUCUCAAGCCACUAGAGAGCUUCAUUUCCCCUCAGCAUCCUGGAAAGAAAAGUUCAUAGUGUGUUGUAUUUUGAAAGUGAAAUACUUUUUUCUCAAUAUGUUAAAAAUUCAUCUGGAAAACAGUUUCUUCUUGCUAUAUGACAACAAACACGAUAUUGAUAGCAUUCAUUCCAGUCUUCAUAACAUGGGAAUUCCAUUCUAAUGGUUUUAUGACUUGUCACCAAUUAUCAAUUUUUAUUCAAGUUAUAUUGCAUGUUUUGUGUUCAUAAUUAAAUUACUGUAGAUGUUAAUUUUUCACAGAUUGUGGGAGAUGAGUAAUUUCUACAUUUUUUACAAUGAUUAUAAUUCAUUCAUAAAUUGUUUAACAUGUAAAAUGAGUAUACGUUUGUUAAAGUCUGCCAGUCAGUACAGAAGUCAUAUCACUGACAAGGCGACAUAGCACCACUUGAAUAUCCCCUGUGGUGUUUGUAGAGACAAACUGGACUUGUGAAGUAAAAUAUAAUUUUAGUGGGUGUCAAACUGAUAAAACUGUCCAUACCUCCAAUUUUGAGGUUGUUCAAUAUUUAUUGUAAUUGUUUGUUAGAAAUAAGACUGAAGGUGUAACUAUCUAAAGUGUAUCUAGCAGUGAUUGGUUUGGUAGUUAUUCAUUCAUCCACAAGUUAUUUUCAAAAUGCUAUCAGACAUGUCAUCUUAACUGAAGGAGAACACAAUUUAUUUGAAAAUAUGUAACUGAUUUAUGCCUGUGGGUAAUACUAUGAAAAGGGAAGGAUUUAUUAAGUUUGUAAUGCUUCCUGUUCCUUUGUUUAGUGGCAAAUCAACACAGCUUUCAUCAUCAAACUCUCAUUGUGUAUUGUUCAUACUUGAGUCUAAAUGUUUUUAUUUUUAUGUUAAUACUUCAGUGUAAAGUGACAAAUGUUAGGUCUAUAAAUAGGGAAUUAGCAUUACAGUAAUAUUACCUUAUUUAGAAAUACAUCAGCACUAUUACUUUGUAUCGGGCCCUUGAUAAUACUUCUUACAUUCUGUUGAAUUCCUUGGCCUAUAUGAAAAAAACUGAGUUAGCAAAUCACCACAAUGAAUUAUAGCAUGAGUGAAGCAAAAUGUUGAAAUUGUCCAUCAGAGGUCCAUGUCUUAGCACUGUAGAGUUAGAAUCAUUAAAUUAUGACAGUUUUUGGUUGAA